AUGAAGGGAGGUCGAGGAGCUGGCCGUGGCCAUCAACAUCCUGGACAAGGUGAAGGUGAUCCCAUUGCCGCUGCUGACGCGGCGGGGCCAACACUGGCCAAUGGCGCUGGCGAGACUGCGGGUGCCUACUACAAGGGAUUGGACUCCGGGUUGGCCAAAUCGGCGCCCUCGGCACAGGGUCUGUGCCAACGGACCUACAGAGCUUACAGGCGGCGACUUGAACUUUUCAGUCGGCAAUGCCUGAGGCGUGGAAGCGACGUUGCCGUGGAGGGAGCCUUCCUGGUGAUGUCGCAGUUGCAGGAUUCGGCUUGGGACGCGACGGAGGGCAUCGACUAUGACGACAUCGAGCUCUCCGAGAACCCUUUCCUGCCGAUACGGCAGACGCUGGACCUCCUCUACCAGCAUGAGGAGGAGGUGGAGCUGCCUGAGCGAUGCCAAGAGUUCUUCGAGCAGUUCGCGCGGGAGAAGGGCGAGGAGUUGCAGGCCUACAUCGUGCGACACCAGACCAUGCUGCGGAAGCUCAAGGAGUUGAAGGUGGAUGUGCCACCGCUCUUAGCGGGGUGGCACAUGCUCAACAGAGCUGGAGUGCCUCGGUGGACCCACCCUCAGAUCAAGGCCCUUUGCGGUGGAGAACUCAACGUGAAGAAUGUGGCCAAGGCGAUGACAAGGAUGUUCGGUGGAGACAGCAAGCCGAACAUGAAGGAUUCAGCGCUGAGAGGAAACGACAUCAACAUGGCCGAGCACUACGAGGACGACUAUGGCUACGAGACGGAAGAGGCCUACUACCACCACUAUGAGGAUGAAGAGAACUUCUACGAGGACUACGACGACGUGGACUACGUUGGUGACGAUGAUGAGCCACCACCCCAAGAAGUUGAAGAAGCAGCCAUUGCCACGGAGGAGGCAUACAUCUCCUACUUGGACAGCAGAAAGAAGAUGCGAGAGCUGGCACUGGCACGUGGCUUCUACCCUGUCGUGGCCCUGGACAUGGGAGGUCAUGGAGAAAAAGGGAAGAAAGGAGGUGGUGGAAAAGGAAAAGGUAAAGGAAAAGGGGGUAAGUCAAGUGGAGCCCCAAAAGGAAAAGGGAAGUCGUUUGUCCCACCUGGCACCAAGCGCUUUGCAUUUGGUCGACGAGGACAAGGGCCAGGAUCUACAACGACUUCUUCGACAUCGGCAAGAUCGACGACGAGUGGGAGUACAUCCUCACAUGGCCCGAGGUUCAAGAGGUAUAGAUUGCCUGCCUCGGGAAUCAAGGAAGUGCCCGACGAGGCGAACAUGGUGGAGGAGACUGAGAUUGACCUGGACGUCCACUCCAAGAUCACGGAUGAGAUCAACUACAACGAUUCCGAUGCUGGAUGGGCAAUCAUGGAUUCUGGCGCAACACGGACGGUGUGCGGUACCAGAGUCUGGGACAAGUUGGCCGAGUACCUGGUGAUGCGGGACCUCAUGCACCUUGUGGACACUGUGAACGAGGUGCGAGACUUUCGCUUUGGUGAUGGGGUGAUCCUACGAUCUCAGAGCUCUAUGGUGAUCCCUGUCUGUGUGGCGAAACAAUGGACAAAGCUCAAGAUCCACAUCCUUCCAGGCACCACACCACUUCUUCUAGCACGACCUGUGAACUAUGGACAACAGAGCAUCAAGGUGAACGGCAAGCCAGUGAAGCCUUCAAGGACUUCAAAUGGACACUACAUGAUCAACCUCUUCGACGACCUUCAGGACGUCAUGAACGUGACGAUGUUGGAAGAUGAGGACCCCGAACAGGUGGCCUACAUUGGAUCAGUCCUGACGGACGAUGUCUCCGAUCUGGAGAUGGACAUCGAGGUUGACAUGGAUGGCACUGGAAUGGAGGAAGCUGUUCAACUGGUUUGCAGCAGGCUUCCCAGUUCCGAGCGCAAGAUGAAGUUCUGGGAGGUGUAUGUCGACGAGGGCAACUUGUCAGCCUUUCUCAACCGGAAGGAUGGAGUGGAAGCCCGAGGGUUCAGCCUGCCAGACUGGAACUUUGAUCAUCGAGCUGAACAGAUACGGUUCCUUGACGAGAUGGACAAGGAGCAGCCCCUGCACAUCAUGGUAGCCUUUGAGUGCCGACUGUGGUCACCCAUGCAGAACAUGAACUACAGGACCGAUGAACGAAAGCUUCUCCUUGCAGAGAUGCGUGCAGCUGAAGAACGCACCCAUCUACGCUUCUACAACGACAUCCACAAGAAGGGCAAGGCCAUUGGUUGUGAUGUCACCCUGGAGCAACCUGCGGAAGCUAUGUCAUGGAAGACCACAACUUUGGAAUCCAUGAGGGGCUACUACGAAACGGUGCUUGACAGAUGCCGCACCGGUCUCAAGAUCAACCCCAAGGACAAGACCUUCGUCAAGAAGCCUACGAGGUUCAGAUCCAACUACGAGGAUUGUGGCAGAGGCAAAGCACUCAAACAGAUGCAGAACUACGAGCCUGGCCUGGUCAAAAUGUUGGGCGAUGCCAUCUUCAGUUCGAUGGAGAUUGCUUGGCGCAACCGUGGCCAAGCAGAACUCAUGAUGAUGGAGAUUGUCGAGAAGUCAACGGAGGAGAUGAAGUACUUGGAGCAGAACAAAGAGCUCAUCAAGAUCGCCGGCCCAGAGGCUUUGAAGGCGAUCACCCUCCUACAUCGACAACUUGGGCAUCCAUCGGCACAGAAGCUGGUCGUAGCGGUGAAGCAACGAGACUUCCCCAAGGAGUACGUGCAGGUGGCCAGAAACUACAAGUGCCCCACCUGCUGGAGCAAACAAGAACCAAAAGCUGUCAGGGUCGCAACCUUGAGAAAAGCCCCACACUUCAACCACACCAUCGCCAUCGACACCUUCUACGUCGAAUGGGAUGAGGAGAAGAAGGGCGUCCUGACGGUCUUGGACGAGUACUCUCGCUACGAGAUGGACCAUGUCAUCACGGAGGAGACGGCGGAGGUUGAGAUCGCGCUCUUGGAAUCUUCCUGGAUGCGGUCAUUUGGAUUUCCGACCCAUCUCAGGCUGGAUGCAAGUGGCCCACAUCAGAGCUCGACUUUUGCUGAUUGGGCGAGUCUUCACGGGAUGAAGCUGGAAUUGAUUCCACGUGGAGCUCACCACAGACUUGGCAUCCUCGAGCACAACCAUGCAGUGAGGCGCAAACAACUGGAGAUCUUCCACAAGGAGAUGCCUGACGUUCCCUUUGAACGUGCGCUGUUGGUGACCUGCCAUCAACGCAACAGACUGGCAUCAGUCUCUGGAGCCUCACCGGCAACCAUUGCCUUUGCCUACGUUAAAGUGCGGCUGGCUUGGAGAUUCUGGAAGGUUCUAGACGGUGGCAACGCUGAUGAGCCUGGACCUGAACAAUUAGGUGAUGAACGAGAUCAGGUCAAGAACACCCUCAUCAAGGAGACUGCAGCUGUGGCUUUUCACAAAGCCAAUGCCGACCUUGCCAUGAGGUCUGCAAUCCUUGCUCGUUCCAGAGUGGAGCAGGAUGAGCUGUAUGUGGGCGAUUGGUGUUUCUACUGGAAACCAGCCACCACGAAGCUUGACCCCUUUCGGUGGCGUGGCCCAUGCCUGGUUGUGGCGGUGGAGGUGAUGCCCGAGCGCACCAGCACCAUCUACUGGAUCGUCCAUGGAUCAUCACUGGUCCGAUGCACUCGAGCUCAACUACGACAUGAGACGGUCCCUGAGCGCUUUGAACGACAAAGCCAACCACCACACCUCGAGCAACUACGACAACCUCUUGCAGGCCGACUUCUUCGAGCCCUCAAACCUGUACGUGGCCCAGUCCGUGCUGUGGACAUCGCUGAGACCAAGCAAGAUCCUUUCCAGUAUCCUGGGGGGUAUGCCCUCGCUGACGCUGCGGGUGAACACCACUUCGACGACAAGACCCCCACUGACCUCAAGGAUGACACACAGAAUGCGGACGAGCCGAUGGAGGACCAGACCCCAAACAGCCAGUCACCUGAGAUGGCCAAAAGCCCAGACACUGCCUCAAAUGAUGCAGGCCGUCCACCGUGGCGACUGCAUCCCAUGCCAGAGUACGUGGAUCCGGAGCCAGCUGGAAUUUGGACUGACCCCGGACCACCCUCUGCGGUGGCUGCUUCUACCUCUACUUCAACAGCUGCAGCCCCGAACAAUGAGAACAAUGAUGAUCAGGCAGCUGAAGGGGAUGAACAAAGCCCUGAAGAACGCCGUGAACCCAACAUCGUUGAGAACCAAGAUGAGAUGCAACCACAAGGACCUGGCACACAAGCUCAGGCAUUGAAGACCUACCACGAGGCUCUUCGAAUGGCAAGUGCUGUCUCUGAGGAGCGCAACCGCAUCUUGGAUGGACUUCCUCCUCGACGACAAGAUCGACAAGAUGAUGGUCAGCCAGCCCCAAAACAACCCAGGCUGGAAGAGGUUCACAUGGUUCAGAUGACCACUGAGGACGAGCUCUUUGCGGUGGUCGAGUCCCGACUUGAUGCUGCCGGAAAACAAGCCUUCAAGGAGGCCAAAAUCAAGUCUCUGGUGCCCUGGUGCGAAAAUGAUGCUUGGAGACCGGUCAACCGGACCGAAGCACCAGCUGGGACGAUUGUGCCCAUGAGAUUCCUGCUGCGGUACAAAGAUGAAGCACCGCAUGCACGGAUGAUCCUUCAAGGAUUCAAACACCGUGAUGUCCUUGAAGCAAAAUUGGACACAGAAUCCCCGACCUUGUCACGACUUGGCUGCAUCCUACGAUGGAAGAUUGGGACAAUGGAUGUCAAAUCGGCAUUCCUGCAGGCGGACUACAUCCACCACAAGGUCGACCUGUAUGGGGAGCCCUCGGCAGACAUGAGACGCUUGCUGAAGGAGAUGAUUGGACUCCUUGAACACCAAGUCAUGCAGAUGACCAAGCCGGCGUUCGGAGAUGUCAGAGCCCCCAAGCAGUGGAAUGAGACGGCCGAUCGAGCCAUCACCAAGGAGGUUGGUUUCCUCAAGCAUGCCUUGGAUGGCUGCCUCUACCUGUCCACGCGCUUGGCCAACAAGGAGGACGAUCCCUUCCGCGUGUUCAAGCUCAACGGCAUGGACUAUGUGGUCGAUGGCAUCCUUGGACUUCAUGUGGAUGACAUCAUCGCUGCGGGCGAGUUCUUUCACAAGGCUGAGGACGCUGUGGAACCUCAAGGUGAUCCUCAGAACUUUGCAGAGCGAAUGCAUGUGCUCUUGCACCGGUUCCGAUUUGGCGCCGUCAACUACGACGACAACCAGACCUUCUGUGGAGCUCAGAUGUCUCAGAGCCUUGACUACUCCCAGGUGAACUUCAGCUUGGAGAAGUACAUCAAGCAGCUCAAGCCGCUGACAAUUGAGAAGAACCGGAAGGCCAACCCUGAAGAAAAGGCCACUGAUCGGGAGGUCAGCCAACUCCGUGGACUUUUGGGAGGAAUGGCAUGGCCAGCAAACCAGACACAGCCUCAUUUGAGUGCUGCGAUCAGUUUGGCCCAGGCUACAGUCUCAGGUGCCAAGGUGGCCGACCUCAACGAGGCCAACAAGAUCCUGCGCUUCGCCAAGGAGACCGCGGACAUCCCUCUGACGAUCAGAGCUCAUGGCGCACUCAGCCAGCUGCGUUUUGGAUUUUUCUCCGAUGCUUCUUGGAGUACGCGGCCUGAUGGAUCGUCGCAGGGCGGGUGGCUUCUGUUUCUGGCCUCUGAGGACCAGAUCAAUGGCGAUCGACCCUUCCCUUUGACGGUGGUCGACUGGGCAAGCAGAAAGCUGCCGAGGAUCUGCCGAUCUUCUCUGAGUGCAGAGGCACAGAUCAUGACCACAGCGGUCGACAACCUGGAAUGGGCCAAGACCAUGUUUGGGCUCAUUCUAUGGCCUUCUGAAGGCGCUGACAGUGAGCACGUGAUGAAGUGGCUUGGAAUUUCGCCCUGCAUCACAGACGCUCGAGCGCUGUUUGAUGCAAGCACUUCAGCGACCCCUGGCAUGAAGUUGGCCGAGAAGAGGACAGCAAUCGAGAUCAAGAUCACGGCCGAGCGACUUCAAGCCGCAUGUGGCAUGAUGCGAUGGUGCAACUCGCAUCAGCAGUUGGCAGACGGAGUCACCAAGUCUGCAGCCAAGACCAAGCUGGCCAUGGAGCUUCGUCGAGGAGUUCAUUGCCUGCGCUACGACCCUGAGUAUGUGGCCAGCAAGAAGGUGAAACAAGAAGACAAGGACAAGGAGCAGGAGUUCCUGGACAACGCGGCCAAGGAGAUCUACAAGAAACAUCAAAUCCAGGAGAACGUCUUCCACACUGAAGACAUGGACGAGAUCGACAAGGAGGAGGCAAACAUUUGCCUGCUGGAUGGGUGCUCACUCCCAGCUGAGCACGGCAAGCGCUACUGCACAAAGCGGCACUACCACGCGGCCCAGCACAAGCGCAACAACCCCAAACGAGCUGAGACAGCUCUGGCUACAUGGAUGGUUUUGACGGCUGCUGCUGCAGUUCCUGGUGCUGAUGCCCUGCGAUUCACUGAGGAGGGUGUCGUGAUCCCCUACAUCCAGAUCAUUGCCAUCGUUGUCUUGAUCCUGGUGGCGAUGAUCGCAUCCUUCCUGGCCGGCAUCAACUACGUCCGACAUCGAGAACAUCAAGGUGAUCCUGGACUUCCCCGUGAACUACAAGAACAUCUCAUCCCGGAUGAGGAGAACAACCUUCCACCCUAUGAGUGGGACAGCUCCUUCAUGGAGAGUUCAGUGACCUCCGUGCUGAACCGAAGUGGAGAAGAACCAUCAUUCUCAACGGAUGGAUUGGGUCAACCAGAAACUCAUGAAGGAGACAUCAUCUCCCCGACCAACACACCGAGAUUGCCAAAUGGCGAGCGAGUGGAGAGCAGCAAUGGAGGAGUGGUGUCAUGGCUGACACCUGGACAGGUGGUCUACCUCAAGGGGGAGGGCUACUACGUCUACUCCGAUGCGGAGGUGAACCAGCGAAGAACGGCAUUGGAAGAAUCGAUGCCACCAUCAGUAGAUGAAGUGAUGACACCAGAGCUCAUCACGGCUUUGAUGCAAGGAACUUUGGCCCCUGAACAACACAUGCAGGUGCCACUGGACGCAAGCGACUGGAAUGGCGUGCAUCCAGAUGAGCGCGCUGAGAGAUCCCGAAUUUUGGAAAACAGCCUGAUCUUAGGCAUCGAGAUGGAAGAGAUGGACAACCAGAGAGAUGCAGAAGCUCGAGGACUGAGAGCCCGGCUUAGAACAGUUCGUGAGGUGGAAGCCUCUCUAAGAGAGAGAAACGCUGCUGAAGCCUCUAGGACAUAG
This is a messenger RNA of Cladocopium goreaui, 7224 nucleotides long. Lineage: Eukaryota; Dinophyceae; Suessiales; Symbiodiniaceae. The record is from the annotation of a GenBank genome assembly.